Messenger RNA from Zygotorulaspora mrakii, 2001 nucleotides. It is a transcript of the gene SSQ1, whose product is annotated as Hsp70 family ATPase SSQ1. The coding region runs from base 1 to 2001 and encodes 666 amino acids. Gene Ontology annotation, biological process: cellular response to unfolded protein; protein refolding. Lineage: Eukaryota; Fungi; Ascomycota; Saccharomycetes; Saccharomycetales; Saccharomycetaceae. Gene Ontology annotation, cellular component: cytoplasm; mitochondrion. The record is from RefSeq and is a predicted model, not a curated record. The transcript has a single exon. Gene Ontology annotation, molecular function: misfolded protein binding; ATP hydrolysis activity; heat shock protein binding.
AUGACAACGUACCUCAAAAGGCUUUACAGAAGCGGAAAGAACACUUACCGUUUAGACAGAAUGCUUUCACUGUCAAAACUUUCAAGAAUACAUAUAACGGCUUCCCCAAGACAGCUAACUAGGAGUAUCAGUUCUAGGGUAGUGGGAAUUGACCUUGGGACUACCAAUAGUGCCAUCGGGUACAUACGAGAUUCUAGUGAUAAAAGAUCCGCAACGAUUAUUGAAAACGAUGAGGGCCAGAGAACAACGCCUUCUGUGGUAGCAUUUGAUAAAGAUGGUAGAGUGAUAGUCGGUGCCGCUGCUAGACGUCAGGCGGCUAUAAACCCAGAAAAUACCUUCUUCUCUACAAAACGUCUUAUAGGUAGGCUUUUUGAGGACAAGGAAGUCCAGAGAGAUUUGAAGUCCGUACCUUUUAAAAUUGUAAAAUCGAAUCAAAGUGGGCAAGCAUACGUUAAGACAACUUUUGGCGAUGUAAAAUCUCCAAGUGAAAUCGGAUCCCUGAUUUUACAAUACUUGAAAAGAACAGCUGAAGAUUAUUUGGAGGAAACAGUAGAAAAUGCUGUAAUUACCGUACCCGCGUAUUUCAAUGAUUCACAAAGGCAAGCCACGAAGGAUGCAGGGCGGUUAGCAGGACUGAAAGUAUUGAGAGUAGUAAACGAACCUACAGCUGCUGCAUUGAGUUUUGGCCUGGAUGACUCUAAAAAUUCUGGUAUAAUAGCUGUGUAUGACCUCGGUGGAGGAACAUUUGAUAUUUCCAUCUUAGAUAUUGAAGACGGAGUUUUUGAGGUCAGGGCUACUAACGGAGAUACGCACUUAGGUGGAGCAGAUUUUGACAACGUUGUUAUAAACCAUAUCAUUGAUAGUUUCUUGAAAGAGAACCCGGAGAUCGAAAAAAGUGCAAUUAUCGAAGAUAUGGAUACAAUGCAAAGGUUAAGAGAAGUUGCUGAGAAUUCCAAGAUAGCUCUCUCUCAUGUAAAUGAAACUACGAUUGAAAUUCCCUUCCUUUUUGAAAAUAAGCAUCUUCUCACAACAAUGAAGGAAUCUGAAUUGGAUGAUAUGACAAUGCAUCUUAUUGAACGGACAAUUGGGCCUGUCAGAAAAGCUCUCAAAGAUGCCGAUAUUGAAGCAAAAGAUGUGGAUGACUUGAUACUGGUAGGUGGCAUGACUCGUAUGCCUAGAGUCAGAUCUGUGGUGCGCGAAAUAUUCGGAAAAGAUCCAAACACUUCCGUUAAUCCUGACGAAACUGUCGCUUUAGGUGCUGCAAUUCAAGGAGGAGUUUUAUCAGGCGAAAUACAGAACGUUUUGCUGCUAGAUGUCACACCGCUAACAUUGGGCAUUGAAACUUUUGGAGGAGCUUUUUGUCCUUUGAUUCCCCGUAACACAACAGUUCCUGUGAAGAAAAUGGAGAUUUUCAGCACCGGUGUUGAUGGACAAACUGGUGUUGAUAUUAAAGUUUACCAAGGUGAAAGAGGUCUCGUGCGUGACAAUAAACUGAUAGGAGAUUUGAAACUUACUGGUAUUACACCAAUGCCUAAAGGUGUUCCUCAAGUUUGCGUCACGUUUGAUAUAGAUGCAGAUGGGAUAAUAAACGUUUCUGCAUUGGAACGAAGUAGUGGCAGUGAAAAAUCCAUUCAGGUUGUUGCAAAUUCCGGCCUUACGGAACAAGAGAUAGCACAAAUUGUGGAAGAUGCGAACAAGAACAGAGAAAAGGAUAAUAUAAUAAGGCAAAGAGUUGAGCUUCUUACAAAGGCUGAUAUUAUGAUUAGCGAUUCCGAGAACACAUUUGAGAAAUUUAAAGGUGUGAUUUCAAGUGAUGAAUCCUAUCCAGAAGUUCUCGAAGAAUUGAAAAAAACAAGAGAAAUGAUAAAUGAUUUCAAGAACAAUGACUCUGAUUUAACUCGUGAUGUGAAUGAUGUUAAGAGGGCCACUGACGAGUUUCAAAAAAGAGCCUUGAAACUUUUCCAAAGCUCUUCCAAAAGACAAUCCGAAAGCAAGAAAUAA